GGAUAAACUGAUGCAUUUUAAUGUUCCUGUAUUUGUUAAAGGAAGUGGUUAUUUUUCCCUACCACUGCCCGGCUAGGUUCGGAUGUUACAUGAACUUGCCCGAGUCUAGCCUUGGCCGUGAGCUGACGUAUAAAUAGGCUGGUAAAGAAAGUGAAAAUAAUAAUCUUUCUCCGAUAGUUUAAUAAAAACCAAUACACAGUUAAAGCAUGGGGAUUCUGAAGUACGCCAUUUUGGGUUUAGUAGUGGCGUGUGCAUCAGCCCAGUCUUCGAAGCAAAAAACGCAGUCCACUAAGCCGUCAACUGUAAAGAACACAUUGCAACAAAGAACAGACGCAAUAAAACAAGACUAUGUACCCAUAUAUUUAUACGCAAGAGAGAGCUCGUUAGAUGGUGAUUACAAUUAUAGAUAUGAGACUGCUAAUGGUAUUUAUGCUGAAGAACGUGGGGAGGUUUUAAACAAAGGGGCAGAGAACCAAGCGAACUCUGUCGUGGGGUCGUAUAGGUAUAUAUCCCCGGAAGGCACCCCCAUCGAAGUUACUUAUACAGCAGGGGUUGACGGAUUCAGAGCUUAUGGCGCACAUUUACCUGUAGCUCCAACAGCUCCGACUCUCGUCAAGAAUUUAUCAUUCAGACAAAACCCCGCUUCAGCACCGUUUUCUCGACCACAGUUUAGAUCAGUAGAUACCGGAACGCCGGUCAUUCCAGAAGUGGAAAAUAAACAACAAGUCAUUGUGACUGAUGUGGUACAGCCACAGCAGAAUCCGUUUGAUGUCUCUGGAAAUCACCCUGGACAGAUUCAAUUAAGAGAGCCCGAUUAUCAGCAACAAGUGAUAUUAAAUGACCGUUCUGACGUAGACCAGCGGAAGUCUUCUACAGUGGUAGCAACUACAGCUAACAAAGAGGGAAAUCAACCUGGAGGUGUUGACGGUAGUGAUGCAAUUGGACAACCCGUUAAGGAUCAGUCAAUUCAAGAACCCGUUCUUAAACAAAAAAUUUACAUUGGAGCCGAAUUUCAAAGACAGGUAACUCCUGCUCCAGAAAAAAAGUUUGAAACAUUCUUAUCUACUAAGCGAACUAUAACUGAACCACCUAGAGAGGAAUUUCAAAACACUGAUGUGAUUAAACCCGAAAAACCUUUUGAACCGAUUAGAUCAACCGAGCGCACUGUGGCGGAACUACCCCAAGUCACCAUUCAAGGAGCAGCAAACAUUAAGACCGAUCAAAAUUACGAACCAUUUAGAUCCAUCCAACCAGUUAAUACCGAGCAAACUAAUGCCGUGUUACAAGGAGCACCAAACUCUCUACCUGGUAAUAAAUAUGAACCCAUAAGAUCAGCUCAACCGAUUAAUGUAGAGAAACACCAAUUCGCGCCACAAGAAACACCAAAUUUUCAAUUCAGCCAAAGUUUCGAUCCUGUAGGACCUGUACAGCCAGUCGUCAAUGAGCAACCCCAAGUCGUAUUCCAAGGAGGACCUAGCUCUCAGUCUGAUCAACGAUAUGAACCGUCCAGACCUUCUCAACCAACAGUUUCAGAUCAUCCUCAACUUGCUAUUGAACAACCUCAAUUAGUUCCAGUUCUUCGGCCCACAAACUUCCAAGAUGUGUCGUCUCAAUCGAAGAUAGCACCGGUACUUCAGAGAGUAAAUUCGUUAGGCAAUCCACAGCGAGUUGGUGGAAGGACACCUUAUGGGGUUUCUCCGCAGCAGACGGUGCAAUUCAAUCAACAACGCUCAGCUGAACUACCAAGUCAAAUUAGCGUGGAACCUCAACUAUUAUGGCUGUUACAACCCGGUCAACCAGGACGGUACUUUCAAUAUCCUAUUAUGCAUCGUACACUUCAACCACCACGAUACUAGUUUAUAAAUAUGAUAAACAAAUAUAGAUUUAUUUAUAAUACAUUUAAUUAAUUAUCUAAGUUUAGUGUAUUACAUGCGAUAUCAUAAUUUUAUUAUGUAUGAAUUAUAUUUUAUGAAAUUAAUUUUAUCAUAAAUUAAUAAAUUUGGUUGCUUUAUAUAAUGUAUGGUCAAUGGACACUUGAUAGUCUGUUCCGUUGCUGUAAUAACAAAUGAAUGAUCUGUGGGUACCUUUCUACGUUACGUUAA
Adelges cooleyi (spruce gall adelgid) is the source of this 2102-nucleotide messenger RNA. RefSeq lists its product as uncharacterized. Gene Ontology annotation, cellular component: chitin-based extracellular matrix. Lineage: Eukaryota; Metazoa; Arthropoda; Insecta; Hemiptera; Adelgidae. Gene Ontology annotation, molecular function: structural constituent of chitin-based larval cuticle. The record is from RefSeq and is a predicted model, not a curated record. The transcript is spliced from 3 exons. Bases 207 to 1856 code for a protein of 549 amino acids.